AUGGAAAAUAAUGAAAGUAACCACACCAGUUACUACCAAAGCGUAACGUCGAACAGCAACACUAUUAGCAUUUUUUAUGAAGAUUUAAAGCAAAACAAAAGUGAAAAAAUAAAAUCACAAGAAUGGAAAGGUGACAAAGUAAAAUCACAAGAAUGGAAAAAUGACAGAGUAAAAUCACAGGAGUGGAAAAGUGAAAAGCACGUUAGUGGAAAGAGGUCCAAAAAAGGAUACCAUUCUAACCUUGGGUUCUUUCAUCAUAAAAGGAAAAAAGCUAGUGAAAAGGAAAACAGGCAAUUUAUAGAAAAUGACAAGAUUGGUAAUAACUACUCCUCCCAACGGGACUUAAAAAAAAAAGGUAACCUUCCGCAACAGAGUGGAAAAGGUUGUGGAGAUAAAUCCAAAGAGAGCUUGCUCAUAGGUGGUGCAUCUCCGGGUGGGACAAAUACAGAGGGGAAUAACAAAUUGGGGCACCAUGUGAGAAGCUCCAAUGGAAAUAGUGGACCCAUUCAGGGGGGUGCCCUUAACGGAGGACAUGGGAACCCCACGAAGCAGAUGCAUAACCAGGGAGGUCAUGGUAAAGGUGAUAAGCGGGCCCUCCACGAGAGCAAUCAUAACAAUAACAAUAGCAGCAGCCAUGGGGAGGGAGUGAGACUCACCAAAGAAUUGCUCGACGAUCUGAAUAAGAGAAACAAAAUUCUCAGUGAUGAGAGCGAAGAAGACGGGGACCAUGAGAACCAGAAUUUCCUCAUAUACGUGAAGAAAAGGAUUGAGCAGAAGAAGGAGGAGGAGAAGCGGGAGAAAAGGGCGGAGAGGAGCGGAAGGGUAGGCGGGAAGGUAAGCGGGAAGAUAAGCGGUAGAGUGAGCGGGAAAAUCAGCGACCAUAUAAAACACCACACUGGUACCCAUGUGAAUGAAAUUAUCGGAGAAAACGACACAGAAGGAGGGAACCCAAGCGAGGAUCUGGAAAACUCCCCAAAUGGAUGCGGUAACGGAGUGGAUCCUCGAAGUGACAACAACUAUGAUGAUAACAAGGGGAGCGGUAACGGGAAUCGAGAAAAUUCCAAUCAGGUAGAAACAUACAAAACGAUCGACGAUAGUAGCUCCCUGUUUAGUGAUGAAUCCACGAAGGUCUACGUAAAUAGGAAGAAUCACGUAGAAUUUAAUAUGUGUGAAAAUCCAUGUGAUAUUUGGUACGGGUUGAGAAAGAGGAAUGGUAAGCGAAUUUUUAUCAGCAGUUUGGGUGUGAAUGGUAAGAAGAAUAAAAACAAGGGGGGGAAUGCCAGGUGUGGCAAUGUGAGGAGUGGCACAGGUAGAACUGGUCAUGUUUGGAGUGCCAACGGCAGAAGCGACGGAAUGAGGAACUCCAAAAAGAGUGGUAGCGGCGUUGUUAGCAGCAGUAUUGGCAUUGGCAAUGAUAGUGGCAACAACACGAAGGCCAAGACCAAGCCCAAGAACGUAGAAAGGUAUUACAUAAGCAAGAAGAAGGGAAGCAGCAGCAGUUUGGCCAAGCUAAGUCGAGACAAACCCAACAGAAAAAACGUCCCCAAGUGCAACAUCAGAUAUGUUAAAUACAGCGCAGAGUGGAGCUCCAGUUACUACUCCAACGUGAUAAACAGCAAUGAUGGGAACCUCUCUGAUAACACCAUUGCUACGAUGCACAUUGAUGGCAAUUGCAAAUAUAAUGAGGAGAGUAACGAAUACAGAAGUGGCAAGGGGAAUAACCACACGUACAACUCCGCCACGUAUAGCGGUAAUAGUAAGAAAGGGCAUGGGAAAAAUGGGCACAACAAUAUUUUGCAGUUCAAUAAAAUGGGCGGAGGGAAUAAUUUUAUCAUUUCUCGUAAUGAGCAUCAUCAGCUAGCCAAAAAGUCUUCAAAAAAAAAAAGUAAAAAAAAUAUUAUGACAUGGUCAGGUAGAAAUAACAAUUAUGAGAACAAACACAGGGUGCAUUUUGCGCCGGUGAAGGGUGCUAACAAGAACAUUUACUACGACAACCAGGCGACCAAAAUUAGGAUUAGGGGGGGAUCCCUUGGAUAUUUGAGCGACGGUGGUGGAAAGGGUGCAGCAGUUACAGCACCUGACACUGCUGCGACAGCUGCUUCCAACGCUGCUUCCAACCCUGCCGCCAACCCUGGUGAUGGACUCGACCGGGGUGGUCACAGCGACGGAGCUAAUAACAAGGCGGACGAAGAUGUAGGCCGAAAAAGUCACGCGGCAAUCGGGGGAACAAACAGUAGCAUGGAUAGUAGUGCCGAUAGUGGUGGGGGUGCUGGCAGUUGCCCCCGCGAGGAAAACGCACACGUCAGCGACCCAACGAGCAGAGACAGUACCCAUUUAAAAAAUCACUCCCUUUCGAUGCACAGCGGGCUGAUGAAGAAGAAUGAGAACCCCCCCCGUGACGCCAGCGUAUCACCAGAUUAUAAAGGCAAAUCACAAAAUGGAAAUAUCCCUUCUAUCCCCUGUUGUGCCCCCAUACGACAGGACCAUAACGAAAAUAUUGCAACUAGUUAUGAAAAAAAUUACUUCAAUUCAUCGUGUGCGAAUAACGGAGGCGAAUUUCGUACUGAGGUCAAAUCCAGUGUGGACAAUGUGUGGGGUACAAACCAACAUAAGGGAGUUGGGGUGAAGGGGUCAUAUCAGAACUGUAAAAAUGGAUCCAAAAGAAUGAAUACACAUAAGACGCACAAAAUAAAUAACUACAGCAACCACAUUAAUAAUGUUGGCAGCUCGUCAUACAACCCCCCACUGAGCAACAAGGAGAAAGAACAUGAGGGGAACUACUUGGCUCAUGCGUUGCCCUCUGAUAGUGCCGCUCCGCCAACGACUCGCAUUGAAGCAAGUGAAUACUACGCGAGGAACAAGGGGAAGGAUUAUGUGUGUGCACCCAACUUUCACUACCAGCAUGGUGGAAAGAACGGGGCGUCGAGUUACCACAGCAAUGCGAACAACCACAAACCAUUUGAUGUGAUCAAGGAGGAGACGUUUAUCAUGGCGGAGGGAAGAGAAAAAAUAAUUUUCCCCGACUUUGCCUACACGGGUGAGCAAAACAGGAAGUACAAAAAUUAUUACUACAACAACGCUAAGUUUGACUUGUCUUAUGAAAUUGAGGACGACAUACGGAAGCGGAAGAACAAAAAGUGGAGCGCCAACAACGCCAGCGGCAACAAUGGAAACGGAAACGGAAACGGAAGCGGCGGUCAUGGCGGCAACAGCGGUAACGGCGGCCAUGGUGGCGCCCACUCUGGCAGCAAGUCAGCUUUUAAGAGCGCCAGGGAGAGGGUGCAGUCCAUACUGGCCAGGCGGAGGGGCGUGGACUUCUGA
Messenger RNA from Plasmodium cynomolgi strain B, 3321 nucleotides. RefSeq lists its product as hypothetical. The coding region runs from base 1 to 3321 and encodes 1106 amino acids. The transcript has 2 exons. Lineage: Eukaryota; Apicomplexa; Aconoidasida; Haemosporida; Plasmodiidae. The record is from RefSeq and is a predicted model, not a curated record.